Lentinula edodes (shiitake mushroom) is the source of this 432-nucleotide messenger RNA. RefSeq lists its product as uncharacterized. The transcript has a single exon. Bases 1 to 432 code for a protein of 143 amino acids. The record is from RefSeq and is a predicted model, not a curated record. Lineage: Eukaryota; Fungi; Basidiomycota; Agaricomycetes; Agaricales; Omphalotaceae.
AUGACCGCGUUACUCGUGCAAUGGGUGGGGUUCACCGGGUUGUGGUGGGCGGACGCCACGGUGUGCGGGAUGGGGUGGACGCCACUGUGGUAUUCCCAGUAUCGGUUCUAUCUCUCCGUGCUCGUGGGGGCAUGUAUUAUUGGUUCGCUCGCGGGGACGUCGUACUACGGGCCCGUUGCCGGACACGGGUUUAUUUCCAGGGAUCUCGAGUUGACGAGGGAGAUGAGGAGGGAGGUUAAAGGGGAGAGGGAGGGGACGGUACCUGGGGUGGUGGAGGCUGUCCCUGCGGACCUAAAGGGUGGGGCGUAUGUCGUGUUGAAGAAGAGGGAUUUGACGAGGGAGGUGCAGCAGCAGCAGGAGAGGGAGAAGGAGGUGAAAGAGGGGGUCGUCCGGGACCCAGUUUGCUAUACCUUGAAGAGAACAUCGUAUUAA